UUUAUAAACAUUUAUUUUAAAUAUAAAUUUUUUAUUUUACCUUUAAAGCAUCUGAGAAGUCCUGAAAGUAAAAUAUCCUUGACUUUACUUAACCCAAUGUUUGUGAAAUUCAUUUGAUCUUGGAAUCUCCUUUUCCACAUAACAGAGAAAUUUCCUGAGGAGUUUAUGCAGUAUGGGACUCACUUUAGGAAAUACUGAUUUUGUGUUUUUGAAACAAUGUGUCUGAGCCAAGACUCUGUCCAAGCAUGGAGGCUUCUUGGUGUAAAGAGUUUUGUUUCAUCCUCAGUUCUUCCUCCAUUUCCUCUUCUCUCAACACUGUUACCCAGGAAGAAAGUGGUGGGCUGAUCAUGGAAGAAUUGUAUCGCUAGGGAUGGGGAGUGGGGCUUGAGGGUCUAUCCUAGUCCUGAGAAAACUCCUACUCACCUUUCAAUACCCCAUUCCAAUUUUAACUUUUCUCAGAAGCCUUCUCUCCUUGCCCAGGAAGAAUGAGUUGGCUAUUGCCACAUGAGAAGGCCCACAGCCUCUGGUGGAAGCCUCACACUCAACAUGUGCCUCUGAACCAUAGUUAUGUGUUACAUGACUGUCUCUCCAACGAGACUGUGAAAUUCUUCAGGGUAGGCAUCAUGUGUGUGUCAUGUCAUCUCAGUAAUGCCAGACAGCACUUGAUCAGGACCAGAUUCAUUCUGCACCUUCUAGGGAUUCCUAGUGCCCAGCCAGGGGCAGAGGGAGAGCAGAGCUCUGGGUACUCUGCCGCGGAAGAGGCCGUCUCGGCUCCCGCAGCUCUGCUGGCCCCAGUGCCCUGGGAGGAGGAGUCGGGGCUCGCUCCCUCUGAUUGUCGGAUGUGUGGUUCUGGAUUGCUCUGGGGUCCCUGAGCGCAGAGGCCCAGGAGGGAGGAGAUGAUGCCUGGUGGGGCUUCUCUUGGUGCGGACGUUUGGAGAAGGGAAACAUGACUUCCGUGCUGAAGAGACGCAGAACCACAAAGGGACAAUGACGGGAAAACCCAGCUCCCAGUGCCCACUCCAACGUUUGCCUGCGCUGGCAACUUGUUUAGAGGUGAAACUUAAUCUGGGGAGAGAGCAAUUGUCUCAGAGCUCUGAAGGCUGGAGUGGGCCUUGUGCACAGAGGCCAGAGCUGGAGCCGAGAAGGCUGGUCCCGCAGCCUGGGCUCCCCCCAGGGCACGCAGCGCCCGGCAGCAGCGGUGGGAAGAGAGAGGGAGAAGCUGUGAGCCAGCGUGGCGUCUGGGGAGCUGUUGGGCAAUGGACUGCCCCACCACUCACGCCCAGGACAACAUGCAGCGAAGAAUGGGCCCUGAUUCAGGCCUGGAGCCAACAGGGGACCGCUGGGGUGUCUUAGCUUCAUGGCAUCUGGAUCAGGACCUCUCUCCCCAUUGGUGUCUGAAAAUAAAGGAUGCUGAGCCAGACUGGAGGAAGCGAGCCCUAACUGGAGGCUGCUCUUGAGCCAAUGCCCCAUCUCAAUUCCUCCUGCGUCUUAGAAGACAACAUGUGUGAGGGGAACAAGACCGCUGUGGCCAGGCCCCAACUGAUGCCCCUGGUGGUGGUCCUGAGCACCGUCUCCUUGGUCACAGUGGGCCUCAACCUGCUGGUGCUGUAUGCCGUCCGGAUCGAGCGGAAGCUACACACUGUGGGGAACCUGUACAUCGUCAGCCUCUCGGUGGCAGACCUCAUCGUGGGUGCUGUCGUCAUGCCCAUGAACAUCCUCUACCUACUCAGGUCCAGGUGGUCCCUGGGCCGGCCGCUCUGCCUCUUUUGGCUUUCCAUGGACUACGUGGCCAGCACAGCGUCCAUUUUCAGCGUCUUUAUCUUAUGCAUUGAUCGCUACCGCUCUGUCCAGCAGCCCCUCAGGUACCUGAAGUAUCGUACCAAGACCCGAGCAUCAGCCACCAUCCUGGGGGCCUGGUUCCUCUCCUUUCUGUGGGUUAUUCCCAUUCUAGGCUGGCAUCACUUCAUGUCGAAGAUUGCGAAGCGCCGAGAGGACAAGUGCGAGACAGACUUCUACGAUGUCACCUGGUUCAAGGUCAUGACUGCCAUCAUCAACUUCUACCUGCCCACCGUGCUCAUGCUCUGGUUCUAUGUCAAGAUCUACAAGGCUGUCCGGCGGCAUUGUCAGCACCGGGAGCUCAUCAAUGGAUCCCUCCCUUCCUUCUCAGAAACUAAGCUGAGGCCAGAGAAUCCCAAGGUGGGUGCCAAGAAACCAGGGAAGGCAUCUCCCUGGGAGGUUCUGAAAAGAAAGCCGGAAGAUGCUGGUGGUGGACCUGUCUUGAAGCCACCAUCCCAAGACCCCAAAGAGAUGAAAUCUCCAGUUGCCUUCAGCCGGGAUGAGGAUGGAGGAGUGGCCAAACUCCACUGCUUCCCACUUGACAUCGUGCAGAUGCAGACUGUGGCAGAGGAGAGUGUCAAGGACUACGUGGCUGUCAGCGAGAGCCAGAGCCAGCUCCAGAUGGAGGCGCAGGGCCUGAACAUGCAUCGGGCCAGCGAGAUAUCAGGGGAUCAGGUGUUAGCUGAUAGCCAGUCCUUCUCCCGGACAGACUCAGACAACCCCCCAGAGCCAGCACCCAGCAAAGGCAAAUUGAAAAGUGGAUCUAACACAGGGCUGGAUUACAUCAAGUUCACUUGGAAGAGGCUCCGCUCACAUUCGAGACAGUGUGUGUCUGGGUUGCACAUCAAUCGGGAACGGAAGGCGGCCAGACAAUUGGGUUUUAUCAUGGCAGCCUUCAUCCUUUGCUGGAUUCCUUACUUCAUCUUCUUCAUGGUCAUUGCCUUCUGUGAGAACUGCUGCAAUGAGCAUGUGCACAUGUUCACCAUCUGGCUGGGCUAUAUCAACUCCACACUGAACCCCCUCAUCUACCCCUUGUGCAAUGAGAACUUCAAGAAGACGUUCAAGAAAAUUCUGCACAUUCGCUCCUAAGGGAGGCUCUAAGGGGGUGCAACAAAGUGAUGCUUAUGAUGUCCAACGAGCAGACGGAGGACGAAGGCCUGCGUGUUGGCAGGCACCUGGGCUUUCUAGAGUCAAAACCACAGUCUUAGCGGCUGGGUAGUUUGCAAAGUUCUUUGGCACCACUGGAAGAACAGUAGAUGGUGGUGCUCAGCAGAGAGACUGAACUUUGAAUAAAAAGCAGAAUCUUUGCAAGAGAAUCAGACUUGGGUGGAGCUCUCCUUCCCCUCAGGAACUCAUUGUAAUUCAAGCUUUCAGACUCAAAUUAGUUGGCAACAGAAGGGACAUGUGGGUAGACUUCCACUGGAGAAUUAAACAGAACUCUCGAGCCUUGCUGGGAUGGAGCUAUGUGACUGUUUGGGGACCUUACACACGCAGAUAGUUUCUGUCUUGUUCCAGGGGUCACCUUGAGAGGCAUGACUGCUAUUCCGCUGUGGCUGCCCCUUCUCAGAACAUCUCUCUUCUAAGCCUCUUUUGCAGCUUUCUCCGGAACCGGUGUCUGAGCUGCUCUGGAAGUCUGCCUUGUUAUUUCUGACUCGCGCAUGUCUUGGAGCUGAUAGAGAGUCAUGCAGCUUGCGCAUUUUUAACCUCACAUUUCCUUUGGCUAUUUAAAAUAUGGUGGCAAAAGGUGUUCUCAAAAGAAAGAGAAAAGAAAUAUUUUUUAAAGCUUGUGUGUUAAAAACUAAAAGAGGGCCGGGCA
This is a messenger RNA of Microcebus murinus (gray mouse lemur), 3652 nucleotides long. Lineage: Eukaryota; Metazoa; Chordata; Mammalia; Primates; Cheirogaleidae. The record is from RefSeq and is a predicted model, not a curated record.